Messenger RNA from Dictyostelium purpureum, 821 nucleotides. RefSeq lists its product as uncharacterized. The record is from RefSeq and is a predicted model, not a curated record. NCBI's taxonomy places the organism in Eukaryota, Evosea, Eumycetozoa, Dictyosteliales, Dictyosteliaceae. Bases 7 to 726 code for a protein of 239 amino acids. The transcript has a single exon.
UUCAAAAUGUUAAAAUUAAUUUUAAUUAUUAGUUUUGUAGUUUGUUUUAUUUCUUUAGUUAAUGGUCAUGGAUAUUUCGUUUAUCCAAUUUCCAGACAACAAAAAUGUAACAAAGGUGCAGGUUCCUUUUGGUGGCCUGAAAAUGGUGAUGGUAUUGCUGAUCCAGCAUGUAGAGCUGCAUUUAAAUAUGUUUACAACAAGGGUGGAAGUGGCCAAUAUCAGUUUACUCAAAGUAAUGAAUACUCUGUUUUAAUUCCAAAUUAUGCAGCUGGUGCAUCUGCUCUUCAAACUGCUGUUCCAAAAGCACUUUGUUCUGCUGGUAAUACAGUAUCACCAAAUGAUAAAAGUGGUAUGUCAAUUGCUUCUAAUUGGAGUGUAACUCAGAUACCUGCUGCUAACGGUGCUUUAACCAAAACCAUAACCGCUAAAUUUUGUGCCACUGCAAGUCAUCUCCCAUCUUUCUUUGAAUUCUAUAUUUCAAAACCAGGUUAUAACCCAGCAACAACUGAAUUAAAAUGGUCUGAUUUAACUUUAUUCCAGACUUUCCAAAACCCAACCCUCAUUUCAAUGAGUGAUCCAAAUUGUGGUGCUUCAAAUGGUUAUUCCUUCACCUUAAAUUUACCAACUAGAUUUAGCAAUGCUGUUUUACUUACUCGUUGGCAACGUGUUGACCCAGUAGGUGAAUGUUUCAUCUCCUGUUCAGAUUUCAAAAACAUUGUACAAUAAUUAAUUUAAUUAUCAACAAUUAUAAAACUUGUAAUACUAUUGUUUUAAUGUUAUAUUUAUUUUAGUUCAUUUUUAAAUAAAAUCAUUUAAAAAUU